UCCAUGAAGCUGCAGGACUCACCCAUCCUCUCCUUCAACCGCUCACCGCAGGCAACACCCAUGGGUCCCCUCAGCAGCAACCUGCCCCUGGAGACGUGGCUCAGCCCGCCUGUGCCCAGCAGCACGGCCCUGCAGACCCUGCCCGGCUUCGUGGCCUCACCACAGAGCCUGCCCGGCAGCUACACACCACCGCCCUUCCUGAACUCUCCGGCAGUGACCCAUGCGCUGCAGCCCUUGGGGGCCAUGGGGCCACCACCGCCUUACCAGUGCGGGGCCACCUUUGUGGACAAGUUCCCGUUGGAUGAGGCAGACCCACGCAACACCAGCAUUGCCGCCUUGCGGAUGAAGGCCAAGGAGCACAUCCAGUCCAUCGGCAAACCCUGGCAGACAAUCUGA
Messenger RNA from Phaethon lepturus (White-tailed tropicbird), 396 nucleotides. It is a transcript of the gene RAX, whose product is annotated as retina and anterior neural fold homeobox. The record is from RefSeq and is a predicted model, not a curated record. The annotation marks the transcript as partial. Gene Ontology annotation, molecular function: RNA polymerase II cis-regulatory region sequence-specific DNA binding; DNA-binding transcription factor activity, RNA polymerase II-specific. NCBI's taxonomy places the organism in Eukaryota, Metazoa, Chordata, Aves, Phaethontiformes, Phaethontidae. Gene Ontology annotation, biological process: positive regulation of transcription by RNA polymerase II. The transcript has a single exon.